UCCCGCCCUGCUCGUGUGCGCCGCGGUCCUGAAGUUGCGGACAAGAAGCUCCAGUCGGGCGGGGGACAGGGAGUCCUCUUCUUCCCCGGGUGCACCCCGCGGAUGCUCAUUCCUCCCCUCGGGAAGCGGCGGAGCGGACCGAGCGAAGUUCCCCAGUCAGGGGCCAUCGGGGCGACGGCGGAGGCGAAGGAGAAAAACAGCAGAGACCCCUGAGGCGCGGCGCUCCCGCUAGGCAGACUGAAGGAAACAUGAAGUGCCACAUGCCCACCAGCCACCUCUUCUUCUGGCUUUUCGUGGUCAGCUCUGGAUGCUGGGGUCAGGUAAACCGGCUGCCUUUUUUCAUCAACCAUUUCUUUGACACAUACCUGCUGAUCAGUGAGGAUACACCAGUGGGCACCUCAGUGACGCAGCUGCUGGCUCGUGACAUGGAUAACGACCCCCUGGUUUUUGGGGUGUCUGGUGAGGAGGCCUCUCGAUUCUUUGCGGUGGAGAGUGACACAGGGGUUGUGUGGCUGAGACAGCCCUUGGAUAGAGAGACCAAGUCAGAAUUCACUGUGGAAUUUUCUGUCAGUGAUCAUCAGGGGGUGAUCACAAGGAAAGUGAACAUCCAGGUUGGGGAUGUGAAUGAUAAUGCUCCCACAUUUCACAAUCAGCCCUACAGUGUCCGCAUCCCUGAGAACACACCGGUGGGAACACCCAUCUUCAUUGUGAAUGCCACGGACCCUGACCUGGGAGCAGGGGGCAGCGUCCUUUACUCCUUCCAGCCACCCUCAGAAUUUUUUGCCAUCGACAGUGCCCGGGGCAUCGUCACUGUGAUUCGUGAACUGGAUUACGAGAUUACUCAGGCCUACCAGCUCGUGGUCAAUGCUACGGACCAAGACAAGACAAAACCUCUGUCUACUCUGGCCAACUUAGCCAUCAUCAUCACGGAUGUACAGGAUAUGGACCCUAUUUUCAUUAACCUGCCCUACAGCACAAACAUCUAUGAACAUUCUCCUCCAGGCACAACAGUACGCAUGAUCACAGCGGUUGACCAAGAUAAGGGCCGGCCUCGAGGAAUUGGCUACACCAUUGUCUCAGGUAACACCAACAGCAUCUUUGCACUGGACUACAUCAGUGGGGCGCUAACCCUGAAUGGUGUGCUGGACCGGGAAAAUCCUCUCUAUAGCCAUGGCUUCAUCCUUACAGUAAAGGGCACAGAGCUGUAUGAUGACCGAACCCCAUCAGAUGCGUCCUGCAUUACCACCUUCAACAUCCUUGUCAUUGACAUCAACGACAAUGCCCCUGAGUUCAACAGCUCCGAGUACAGUGUGGCCAUCACUGAACUGGCCCAAGUGGGCUUUGCCCUUCCCCUCUUCAUCCAGGUGGUGGACAAGGAUGAGGGCCUCAACAGCAUGUUUGAAGUAUAUCUGGUGGGCAACAACUCCCACCACUUCAUCGUCUCCCCCACCUCCAUCCAAGGAAAGGCUGACAUCCGAAUGCGAGUGGCCCAACCACUGGACUAUGAGACUGUCUCCCGUUAUGAUUUUGAUAUGUUUGCCAAUGAGAGCGUGCCUGACCACGUGGGCUAUGCCAAGGUGAAGAUUACCCUUAUCAAUGAGAAUGACAACAGACCCAUCUUCAGUCAGCCACUAUAUAACAUCAGCCUGUAUGAGAAUGUCACUGUAGGGACAACAGUCCUGACAGUUCUGGCAACAGACAAUGAUGCAGGCAGCUACGGAGAUGUCUACUACUUUCUCAGCGAUGACUCUGACAGGUUCUCUCUGGACAAGGACACAGGCCUCAUCACACUGAUAGCCAAACUGGACUAUGAGCUGAUCCAGCGCUUUACACUGACCGUAAUUGCCCGAGAUGGGGGUGGUGAAGAGACAACGGGGAGGGUCCGAGUUAACGUGCUGGAUGUCAAUGACAAUGUCCCCACCUUCCAGAAGGAUGCCUAUGUGGGGGCUUUAAGAGAGAAUGAGCCUUCAGUGACCCAGCUGGUUCGGCUCCGGGCCACUGAUGAAGACUCCUCCCCCAACAACCAGAUCACCUAUAGCAUCGUGAAUGCUUCUGCAUUUGGUAGCUACUUCGAUAUCAGCGUCUAUGAGGGUUAUGCAGUGAUCAGUGUCAACCGUCCCCUGGAUUAUGAACAGAUCCCCAAUGGAAUGAUUUACCUGACCAUCAUGGCUAAGGAUGCUGGCAGCCCACCUCUCAACAGCACUGUCCCUGUCACCAUUGAGGUGUUUGAUGAGAAUGACAACCCCCCAACCUUCAGCAAGCCCUCCUACUCUGUCACUGUCGUGGAGAACAUCAUGGCAGGUGCCACGGUGUUGUUUCUGAAUGCAACAGACCUGGACCGCUCCCGGGAAUAUGGGCAGGAGUCCAUUAUCUACUCUCUGGAAGGCUCCUCACAAUUUCGGAUCAAUGCACGAUCAGGUGAAAUCACAACUACAUCCCUGCUGGAUCGAGAAACCAAAUCAGAGUACAUCCUCAUUGUGCGGGCAGUGGAUGGGGGUGUUGGCCACAACCAGAAGACUGGCAUUGCCACUGUGAAUAUCACUCUUUUGGACAUCAAUGACAACCACCCCAUCUGGAAGGAUGCUCCUUAUCACAUCAACCUAGUGGAGAUGACACCUCCAGAUUCUGAUGUCACCACGGUGGUGGCCGUGGACCCUGACCUGGCCGAGAACGGUACUUUGGUGUACAGCAUUCACCCUCCCAACAAGUUCUACAGCAUCAACGGCACCACGGGCAAGAUCAGAACCACCAACGUCAUGCUGGACCGCGAGAACCCUGACCCCGAAGAGGCAGAACUCAUGCGCAAAAUCAUCGUCACCGUCACCGAUUGUGGCAGACCCCCACUGAGAGCCACCAGCAGCGCCACAGUCUUUGUGAACUUAUUGGACCUGAAUGACAAUGACCCCACCUUCCAGAACCUGCCCGCCAUCGCUGAGGUGCUGGAAGGCACCCUCGCUGGGACCUCAGUCUACCAUGUGGUGGCCAUUGACCUGGAUGAAGGCUUGAAUGGGCUGGUGACAUACCGCAUGCAGGUGGGCAUGCCCCGCAUGGACUUCGUCAUCAACAGCAGCAGUGGUGUGGUGACUACCACCACUGAGCUGGAUCGUGAGCACAUAGCAGAGUACUACCUUAGGGUGGUGGCUAGCGACGCCGGCACUCCCACGAAGAGCUCCACCAGCACGCUCACCAUUCGAGUACUGGAUGUGAAUGAUGAGACCCCUACCUUCUUCCCAGCCGCGUACAAUGUCUCCCUGCUGGAGGACAUCCCCCGAGAUUUCCGAGUGGUCUGGCUAAACUGCACAGACAAUGAUGUGGGACUCAACGCUGAGCUCAGUUACUUUAUCACAGGAGGAAACAUCGAUGGUAAAUUCAGGAUCGGCUAUCGAGAUGGCGUGGUCAGGACGGUGGUGAACCUGGAUAGAGAGACCACAGCAGCGUACACCCUGAUUGUGGAGGCCAUUGACAAUGGCCCCGUAGGGAAGCGGAGGACAGGCACAGCCACCGUGUAUGUCACCGUGCUGGACGUGAAUGACAACCGGCCCAUCUUCCUGCAGAGCAGCUAUGAGUCCAGCGUCCCCGAGGACAUCCCCGAAGGCAGCAGCAUUGUGCAGCUGAUGGCCACAGAUGCAGACGAGGGUGAUAACGGGCGUGUGUGGUACCGCAUCCUUCAUGGUAACCAAGGAAACAACUUCCGGAUCCACGUCAGCAGUGGACUUCUGAUGCGAGGUCCCCGGCCCUUGGACCGAGAACGAAACUCAUCCCAUGUGCUGGUGGUGGAGGCCUAUAAUUUUGACCUGGGACCCAUGAGGAGCUCUGUCAGGGUCAUUGUAUAUGUUGAAGAUGUCAAUGAUGAGGUCCCAGUGUUCACCCAACAGCAAUACAGCCGCCUGGGGCUACGGGAGACCGCAGGAAUUGGGACAUCUGUCAUUGUUGUCCAGGCUACAGACCGGGACACAGGGGACGGUGGGCUAGUGAUCUACCACAUCCUGUCGGGCUCAGAGGCGAAGUUUGAGAUUGAUGAGAGCACAGGUCUCAUCAUCACUAUUGACCAUCUGGACUAUGAGACCAAGACAAGUUACCUAAUGAAUGUAUCGGCCACCGACCAGGCGCCCCCGUUCAACCAGGGCUUCUGCAGUGUCUACAUCACUCUCCUUAAUGAGCUGGAUGAGGCCGUACAGUUCUCCAAUGCUUCCUAUGAGGCCGCCAUCAUGGAGAACCUGCCCUGGGGCUCUGAGGUGGUGAGGGUACAAGCAUUCUCCAUGGACAACAUCAACCCCAUAGUCUACAGAUUUGACCCUUAUACCAGCCCCCAGGCCCGGGCCCUCUUCAAAAUCGAUUCUGUCACGGGUGUGAUCACUGUCAAGGGCCUGGUGGACAGGGAGAAAGGAGACUUCUAUACCCUGACAGUCGUGGCAGAUGAUGGAGGGCCCAAAAUUGAUUCUACUGUGGUCUACAUCACGGUGUUGGACGAGAAUGAUAACAGCCCUCAAUUUGACCCAACCUCUGACUCAGCUGUCAGCGUGCCUGAGGACCGCGCUGUGGGACGACGGGUAGCAGUGGUCACAGCUCGGGAUGCUGAUAUAGGCAGCAACGGACAGGUGUCUUUCUACCUGGCCUCAGGAAACAUUGGUGGGGCCUUUGAAAUUCUCACCACCAAUGACUCCAUUGGUGAGGUGUUUGUGGCCAGGCCCCUGGACAGAGAAGAAUUGGAUCACUAUAUUCUCAAGAUUGUGGCCAUUGAUGGUGGCUCUCCUCCUAGAAAGAAAGAUCACAUCUUGCGGGUUACCAUUCUAGACAUCAACGAUAAUCCUCCCGUCAUUGAGAGCCCCUUUGGGUACAACGUCAGUGUGAAUGAGAAUGUGGGUGGGGGCACUGCUGUUGUUCAGGUGAUAGCCACUGACAGGGACAUCGGAAUCAAUAGUGUCCUGUCCUACUACGUCACCGGGGGAAAUGAGGAUAUGACCUUCCGAAUGGACCGGGUCACUGGAGAGAUUGUCACCCGGCCUUCUCCACCAGAUCGAGAACGCCAAAGCUUCUACCACUUGGUGGUCACCGUGGAGGAUGAAGGCACUCCGACUCUCUCGGCCACCACCCAUGUCUAUGUGACAAUUGUGGAUGAAAAUGACAAUGCGCCCGUGUUCCAACAGCCACGCUAUGAGAUCUUGCUAGAUGAGGGCCCAGACACCCAUAAUAUCAGCCUCAUCACAAUCCAGGCACUUGACCUGGAUGAGGGCCCCAAUGGCACCAUAGCCUAUUCCAUCAUCGCUGGCAAUAUCAUCAACACCUUCCAGAUUGACAGUGUCACGGGAGUCAUCACCACUCUAAAGGAGCUGGAUUACGAGAUCAGCCAUGGCCUAUACACUCUAAUUGUCACUGCCACUGACCAGUGCCCUAUCCUAUCUCGACGCCUCACUUCCACUACUACGGUGCUGGUGAAUGUCAAUGAUAUUAAUGACAACGUACCCAUCUUUCCCCGGGACUACGAAGGGCCUUUUGAUGUCACAGAAGGCCAGCCUGGGCCCAGGGUGUGGACCUUCCUGGCUCAGGAUUUGGACUCAGGCCCCAAUGGACAAGUGGAAUACAGCAUCGUGGCUGGGGAUCCUCUGGGUGAGUUUCUGAUCUCUCCUGUGGAGGGAGAGCUUCGGGUCCGGAAGGAUGUUGAGCUCGACCGGGAAAACAUUGCUUUCUACAACCUCACCAUCUGUGCUCGGGACAGGGGGAUUCCCCCACUCAGUUCCACGAUUUUGGUGGGAAUCCGUGUGUUGGACAUCAACGACAAUGAUCCAGUGUUGCUGAAUCUGCCCAUGAACAUCACCCUCAGUGAGAACAGCCCUGUGACCAGCUUCGUGGCCCACAUCCUGGCCAGCGAUGCUGAUAGCGGCCCUAACGCCCUCCUCACCUUCAAUAUUACUGCUGGCAACAGAAACAAUGCCUUCUUCAUCAAUGCCACGACAGGGAUAAUCACUGUGAACCGGCCCCUGGACCGAGAAAGGAUUCCUGAGUAUAAAUUGACUAUUUCUGUGAAGGACAACCCGGAAAACCCACGCAUUGCCAGAAGGGAUUUUGACCUACUGGUGGUCUCCCUUGAAGAUGAAAAUGACAACCACCCACUCUUCACCCAGAGCACCUACCAGGCAGAGGUGAUGGAGAAUUCUCCUGCGGGCACUCCCAUCACAGUGCUGAAUGGGCCCAUCCUGGCCCUGGAUGAUGACCUUGGCAUUAAUGCAGUGGUGACCUACAGACUCCUAGGGACCCAGAGUGACCUCUUUGACAUUGACAACACCACUGGUGUGGUGGUGGUGAAGCAAGGUGUUGUGAUUGACCGAGAAGCUUUCUUCCCGCCAAUCCUGGAGCUGCUGUUGCUGGCUGAAGAUAUUGGGCUUCUCAAUGGCACUGCUGAACUUAUCAUCACUAUCCUGGAUGACAAUGACAACCGGCCUACAUUCACUCCUUCGAUCCUAACUGUAUACCUACUAGAGAACUGCCCUGCAGGCUUUUCUGUCCUUCAAGUCACAGCCACAGAUGAAGACAGUGGCCUCAAUGGGGAGCUGGUCUACCGAAUUCAGGCAGGGGCCCAAGACCGCUUUGUGAUCCAUCCCAUCACAGGGGUCAUCCGGGUUGGCAACAUCACCAUUGAUAGGGAGGAACAAGAAUCCUAUAGGCUGGUGGUGGUGGCAGCAGACCGAGGCACCGCUCCCCUUUCAGGCACCGCCAUCGUCACUAUCCUUAUCGAUGACAUCAAUGACUCCCGGCCUGAAUUCCUCAAUCCCAUCCAGACUGUGAGUGUGCUUGAGUCAAUUGAUCCAGGUACCAUCAUUGCCAAUGUCACCGCCAUUGACCAUGACCUGAGUCCAGAGCUGGAAUACUUCAUUAUUGACAUAGUAGCCAAGGAUGACACUGACCACCUAGUACCCAACCAGGAAGAGGCUUUUGCUGUGAAUAUCAACACAGGUUCUGUGAUGGUGAAAUCAUCCUUGAAUCGAGAACUGGUUGCCACCUAUGAAGUCACCAUUUCUGUGAUUGAUAAUGCCAGUGACCUGCCUGAAAAUGCUGUGAGUGUGCCCACUGCCAAGCUGACGGUCAAUAUUCUGGAUGUCAAUGACAACACGCCCCAAUUCCGGCCCUUUGGGAUCACCUACUACACAGAGCGGAUCCUGGAGGGGGCAACACCGGGCACCACACUCAUUGCUGUGUCAGCCUAUGAUCCAGACAAAGGGGUCAAUGGGCAGAUCACUUACACCCUGCUCAACUUGGUACCCCCAGGGUACGUCCAAUUGGAAGACUCAUCAGCAGGGAAGGUCAUUGCCACCCGAACUGUGGACUAUGAGGAGGUACACUGGGUCAACUUCACCGUCCAAGCCGCAGACAAUGGCUCCCCUCCCAGGGCUGCGGAGAUCCCUGUCUACCUGGAGAUUGUAGACAUCAAUGACAACAAUCCCAUCUUUGACCAGCCCUCCUAUCAGGAAUCUGUGUUUGAGGAUGCACCAGUGGGCACAAUCAUCCUCACUGUCACCGCCACUGACGCAGACUCAGGCCCCUUCGCCCUCAUAGAAUACAGCCUGGGUGACGGAGAAGGCAAAUUUGGGAUCAACCCCACCACGGGAGACAUCUAUGUGCUGUCCUCCCUGGACCGAGAGACAAAGGCUCAUUACAUCCUUACAGCUUUGGCCAAGGACAACCCUGGGGACAUACCCAGCAACCGCAGGGAGAAUUCAGUCCAGGUGGUGAUACAAGUGUUGGAUGUCAAUGACUGCCGACCUCAAUUCUCCAAGCCCCAAUUCAGCACCAGUGUUUAUGAGAAUGAGCCUGCGGGCACUUCGGUCAUCACCAUGAUGGCCACUGACCAGGAUGAAGGGGAGAAUGGAGAACUGGCUUAUUCCAUUGAAGGCCCUGGUGUAGAGGCAUUCCAAAUCGACAAGGAUUCAGGCCUGGUAAUAACCCGGCGGCCGCUACAGUCUUAUGAGAGGUUCAACCUCACAGUGGUAGCUACAGACGGUGGGCAGCCCCCACUCUGGGGCACCACGAUGCUCUACGUGGAGGUCAUCGACGUCAAUGACAACCGGCCAGUUUUUGUCCGUCCACCCAAUGGUACCGUCCUUCACAUCUUGGAGGAAAUCCCUCUUCGGUCAAACGUUUAUGAGGUCUACGCCACAGAUAAGGACGAAGGGCUCAACGGGGCUGUUCGCUACAGUUUCCUGAAGACAGCGGGGAACCGAGACUGGGAGUACUUCACCAUCGAUCCCAUCAGUGGACUUAUCCAAACGGCCAAACGUCUUGACCGAGAGCAGCAGGCUGUGUACAAUCUGAUCCUGGUGGCCAGCGACCUGGGCCAGCCAGUGCCCUACGAGACCAUGCAACCCCUCCAGGUGGCAUUGGAUGACAUUGAUGACAAUGAUCCCAUCUUCGUGAGACCCCCAAAAGGCAGCCCCCAGUACCAGCUACUGUCUGUGCCUGAGCACUCCCAGCCUGGCACCCUUGUGGGCAAUGUGACAGGAGCCGUGGACGCAGACGAGGGUCCCAAUGCUAUUGUCUACUAUUUCAUUGCAGCUGGCAAUGAGGAGGAAAACUUCCUGCUGAAGAAAGAUGGAAGACUCUUGGUAAUGCGGGAUCUGGACCGUGAACGCGAAGCCCUCUUCUCCAUCAUCGUCAAGGCCUCAAGCAACCGGAGCUGGACGCUGCCCCGUGGUCCAGGGGUUUCCCAGGCCCUCGACCUCACAACUGACCUGACGCUCCGAGAGGUGCGAAUUGUCAUAGAGGACAUCAACGACCAGCCUCCACGCUUCACAAAGUCUGAGUAUACUGCAGGAGUGCCCACUGAUGCUAAGGUGGGAUCAGAGCUCAUCCAGGUGCUGGCUACAGAUGAUGACAUUGGCAACAACAGCCUGGUGUUCUAUAGCAUCCUGGCCAUCCACUACUUCCGAGAGCACUCCAAUGACUCAGAAGAUGUGGGUCAGGUCUUCACCAUGGGAAGUAUGGAUGGGAUCCUGCGCACAUUUGACCUAUUCAUGGUCUACAGCCCGGGCUACUUUGUGGUGGACAUCAUCGCUCUGGACCUUGCUGGUCACAAUGACACCGCCCUUGUGGGCAUCUACAUCCUGCGGGAUGACCAGAGGGUCAAGAUUAUCAUCAAUGAGAUCCCUGACCGAGUGCGCGGCUUUGAGGAAGAGUUCAUCCGCUUGCUGUCCAACAUCACGGGCGCCAUCGUCAAUACCGAUGAUGUUCAGUUCCAUGUGGACCAGCGGGGCAGGGUAAACUUUGCGCAGACGGAGCUGCUCAUUCACGUGGUGAACAGAGAAACCAAUCGCAUCUUGGAUGUCGAUCGGGUGAUCCAAAUGAUUGAUGAAAACAAGGAGCAGCUGAGGAAUCUCUUCCGAAACUAUAAUGUGCUAGAUGUCCAGCCUGCCAUCACUCCCCGGCUCCCUGACGACAUGUCAGCCCUGCAGAUGGCGAUCAUCAUUCUGGCCAUCCUCCUCUUCCUCGCGGCCAUGCUCUUCAUUCUCAUGAACUGGUACUAUAGGACUGUACACAAGAGGAAACUCAAAGCUAUUGUGGCCGGAUCCACAGGGAACCGAGGCUUUAUAGACAUCAUGGACAUGCCCAAUACCAACAAGUACUCCUUCGAUGGGGCCAACCCUGUGUGGCUGGACCCAUUCUGCCGGAACCUAGAGCUAGCCGCUCAGGCUGAGCAUGAAGAUGACCUGCCAGAGAACCUCAGUGAGAUCACAGACCUGUGGAACAGCCCUGCCCGCACACACGGGACAUUUGGGAGAGAACCAUCAGCUGUCAAGCCAGAAGAUGACCGCUACCUGCGAGCUGCCAUCCAGGAGUAUGACAACAUCGCCAAGCUGGGCCAGAUCAUCCGGGAGGGGCCCAUUAAGGGCUCGCUGCUGAAGGUGGUCUUGGAGGAUUACCUACGGCUCAAAAAACUGUUUGCCCAACGUAUGAUGCAAAAAGCCGCCUCCUGCCAGUCCUCCAUCUCAGAGCUAAUCCAGACAGAGCUAGAAGAGGAGGCGGGGGACGGGAGCCUGGGCCAGGGCAGCCUUCGCUUCCGCCACAAGCAGCCCAUUGAGCUGAAGGGGCCAGAUGGAAUCCACGUGGUGCACGGGAGCACAGGCACCCUCCUGGCCGCUGACCUCAACAGCCUCCCCGAGGACGAUCAGAAAGUCCUGGGUCGGUCCCUGGAGACGCUGACCGCCGAAGCUGGGGCCUACAACGAGCGCAAUGCCCGCACUGAGUCCGCUAAAUCCACCCCCAUGCACAAAAUGCGGGAGGUGAUCAUGGAGAGCCCACUGGAAAUCACAGAGUUAUGACUAGAAGUGGCAUCGCUGGUGUGAGGGCAUCGGGGCCCAGCCUGCGAGCGGGCAGGUAGCUCACGAGACUGCACGGAAGAGGUCACCCCAGAGCAGAGGGGCCAGGGCACCUUCCUUAUCCUAGCCUUGGGGGGAGGGCCCAGGGGGAAGCCUGGAACAACCUCCCAAGCCCCCAGUAUCGACCUCUCCAGACUCUUUACAUUUACCAGACACUCAUUCAGCAUCUGAUCUUUACAUUCAUAAAAUCUGUUAUUUUUUUAAGAAAACCAAACGGAUCUAUUAGCAUCUACGGAUGACAUCAGGGGAGCUUAGCCCUGACUCCUGGGGGCCCAAGAGUUGGACAAAUAACUUAUCUGAGGACAAGAACACGACAAGAAGCUUCAGGCUUUUGCUGCCCUCUCCUCCUUAAACCCCAGCCCACACCAGCUCAGGCUGAUCCAUCCUCCUGUACAGGGAGGAAGCCAUUGCUUGGGCAAGGGGUAUCCAAGGAGGGAAACAGCCAUUGCCCUGGAAGCUAGUUUGACCUACCUCCCUCCCCAUCUAGCACCUUACUCUUAGUUAAAAUCCCGCUGCUUCUAACCCAUCCGUGAAUCCAUGCCCAUGAUGGCGGCAGAGUCUGUCCCACUGCCCCAGCCCUGGAACAGGAAGGGAGGCGCAGGGAGGAGGGUCAUUUCCUCCAUUUUGCUGGCUUACCAAACACAUACAACUAACCAAGCAAAACAACUGAGGUUCCCCAGGUUUUGAAUGUCACGUGUUUGUUGUGUAAUUUUUAAAAAUUAAUUUAUCCCUCUACCUGCCCCCACCUCACCUCAGUUUCAUUUCUCAGUAGUCAUUGUUGAAAGUUUUUGGAAUGGUCUGUUUAAACAAAGGAACCGGAAAUACACUCUGGAUUUGGUAAA
Messenger RNA from Vombatus ursinus (common wombat), 11209 nucleotides. It is a transcript of the gene CDH23, whose product is annotated as cadherin related 23. Lineage: Eukaryota; Metazoa; Chordata; Mammalia; Diprotodontia; Vombatidae. Gene Ontology annotation, biological process: homophilic cell-cell adhesion. Gene Ontology annotation, molecular function: calcium ion binding. Bases 249 to 10310 code for a protein of 3353 amino acids. Gene Ontology annotation, cellular component: plasma membrane. The record is from RefSeq and is a predicted model, not a curated record. The transcript is spliced from 68 exons.